Molecule: messenger RNA, 3858 nt
Organism: Kluyveromyces lactis
Lineage: Eukaryota; Fungi; Ascomycota; Saccharomycetes; Saccharomycetales; Saccharomycetaceae
Exons: 1
Coding region: 1-3858 (1285 amino acids)
Source: RefSeq, a predicted model, not a curated record
AUGUUAAAAGUACUUAGAAAAAUAUCCGGCCAUUCAAGUGAUGCUGGUAGUGAGAAACCGGCUUCUGCUAGACGGAAAGAUGUAAAUAAGGACCUAAGGAAACCGUAUGAUCCGCAAACUUCACAAUACCCACGCCAGGCUCCUGGGAAAGCACCUUUAAGACCUGGCAAGCCACAAGGUGGUAACGGUGCUAAACCGGAAACUGGUGUAACAGGACCAUCGUCAAUCUCUUAUAAUAAGCAAAGACAGAAUUAUUCUGUGCUGGGGAGCAGCAAUGACAGUAAUGCGUCUUCUCAUGGAUCAAUGUCAUAUAUGGGUAAAGACACUCACGAGAGCUUAAUAAAACAAAAUCGAGUCAACAGAAAAAGAAGUGAACAUUAUUACAUUUAUGACUUUGAAAAAUAUAGGGGACCCACGGAUGAGACCAUUGCAUCAGAUCCCGAUUAUGACAUCUUUCAAAUCAAAGAUGGGAUCAGUGCGUCUUCUGCUAGAUAUGUUAUCCAUUAUUUGACAAACAAUUUCAAAGAACAGCUGUUGAACAGAUUUUCCCACCAAAAUAACAAUCUAGAUACGGAUGUGUUGAAGGCCUCGAUGGAAAUCUUUAAGCCUAAUUUGUCGCAUUUUUCUAGCUCCGAGAUACACCAUUGUAAAAAAAUAAUAAGAUCUUUCUUUCCUUGGCAAGGAUGCUCCUUAACUGGAACAGCGCUUGAAAAAGCAAUUGCUGAACAUUACGGGGAUUAUUCAAAUCCAAAGCAUUGGACGAGGUUGAUACUGUCACUAAGGAUUAUAUGGUCUCACCUUUCCCAUGGGAUUGUGCCAUGGAAAUGCUAUCAGGAUUUUUGUCAGCUUGAAUCAAGGAACAAUUAUCCUACGAUGUCUUUUUAUAACCUUUUACCUCAAUGUCUUCCUAAUCAUGAUUACACUUGCAGUACGUUCGAGUUUUUAGAAGUACUAGUAGCUAUUAUUUCGAAGAUUGAUCUCGUAGUUGACAAAAACGCACAAAUGGACUUAAUUUUCACUGCGGGACAGGUAUGCUUUGUAAAAGACCAAAAUCUACAAAGACAUUUACAGGAUAAUUCCAAGAAUGAUCCGGAUUUGAUAUCUCUAGGGAAACUGUAUUAUGCUAGAGGUACUGCGUUACUUCAUUUGUUCGUCGCUUAUUUGAGAUCUUUGGCGGAGGAAGGAAAGAUCAAAGACUUUUAUCUCAUUGAUAACUUCCAUAUUGACAAUUAUCCACCACAUCCAUAUAAACCUGUGGCACAAACUGCCUUAACUUUGACUGUUCCGUCUUUUAUUGACGGCGAGAACGACUUUAAUACCUUACUUAAAAAUGCAGCAAAAGCACAAUCGAGAAUAUAUUCUUCCAACCAUUCCUUCUCUAAGCAAGAGAAUGCAUUUUUGGAUAAAUUCGAAGAAGGUCCAUACAAAGUGUUUGAUACCCUAUUCUCCAGAUCAUCAAAACGUUACCUUUACAAGUUUGAUAAGAAGUUUGAUCCAAAUUCUUUAAAACUCUCAAGUGAAUCUGGGAUGCAACAAGGUUUAGGAACUAUAGGCGAAAACGAUCAAUAUGCCGUAGCAACAUGGAUUGAACAUUGUAAAGGUCAAGAUUUUAGUGAAUUUUUAAACGUGUUAGACGAUAGCGGUCUUGGAGAAGGAACGUUAGCGUUCGACCAUACUUCUUUCAAUUUUGCCGCUAAGAAGCAAAGUCAAAAGGAAAACUUCUCGCCUGUGAGAGUUUCUAAAAUGGCUUUGUCUGAAUGGUUCAUUUCAUCAUGGAAGUACGAAACCUUCCUUCACAAGGUGCAUAACACCUUACUAAUCAAGCUAACAAAACGAGUUGGUGAUUGUGACUGGUUAGUUCUAAGUACUGAUGAAAGAGUCGGUAAGUCGAGCUACCUAACUCCUCCCUCUUCGAGUGAUUCUGCAAAAGCUCUUGAAAAUGUCAAAAUCCCGGCCAUUGAUUCCGAUAAUGCAUCUAUUAAAUCUCGUCCCCCACCACCAAACCUUUUGGGAGAUAAAUCUUCGUCACCAUUAUUGGAUUCGCCAAGUUCUUCCUUGUACUCUAGCGUCUUAAGAAAGCCUGUAAAAGAAGGUAUGGGGUCCGAACAGAAAAAUCCCUCUGCUUAUAACCGAAACUCUAAGAUGAGCGUUGUUACUGCGGCUCCUCCUUCCUCGGUUUCAAGAAGAGAAAUAAUGACACCCGUUGAAGAUAAUACCCAAAGUGUCUUUCAACAUGACUAUCCCAAUAAUCACCACCUGCCUCCUGUCAUGGUGAAAAUCAAUAACCCAUCUUUAGUAGACCUUGACGCUAAUGGCAAAACUUACACUCCAUCUAGAUCUAGAACUCUUGCACCCGCUGCUACACCAGAGCAAAAUAUGAAUAUAGAUAAAUUUGGUUCGAUGCUGUCUGAUCAGCAACGCCUCGUUAAACCAUUGGACUUCAGUGUUAAGAUAAAAUCAACCGUCAUAGAGGAAGAAGAUUCCCAUUCAACUUUGCCUGAGGAUGAUGGAUUGGAGGUUGACGAAGACGAUAGUUUGAUAACGACAAACACAAUACAAAAGCUUAAAGCACAACUCUCCAAUAUUUCAUCGGAUGAAGAGGAAGAAGAUGCAGUGGACGCUGAACUGGAAACAGGACAAGAGGAUGAAGAGGAGCAGGAACAGGAGGAUUCAACACAACACAUGGACUCUUUAGAAGUCCAAAAUGUGGUUGACAAUGUUAUAGAAACGAAAGAAAACCCAUGUACGGAUCGUCAGUUUUCAGUUAGCGAUGCAAACUCUAAAAGUGAUGUUCCUGCCUUGCAGAACGAAGAGGUAUCAGUUGACACUGCAUCUAUCGCCAUAAAUUCUGUGGAAAUUCCCAGUACACCGGCUAAUGAUACAGAAACUUCUCUAUCAUCAAAGGAAGCAAAUAUUGAGGAAAGUAAACCAGAGAAAAUUCUUGAACAAGGUUUUGAAAGCGCCAAACCACUUUCUCAGGAUGAGCAAAAAAGGGUCAGCUGUGAUACAGCAGGUUCCUUUCAGGAUGCAUCUAGCGUGCUGAUAAGAGAUGAUAGUAGUUUAAACUCCGAAACGCACAACACAGGUCAAGAGGAUCACAAUCAAUCAUCAGUAGCAACUACGGCUGGAUCUGCUGUGACCGAAAAACAGAAUGUUGAUACUGAAAUUGGGAGUGACAGAAACUCCAAGGCAAUAUCAGAGAGUGACAAAAACGAUGAAGCAACUAGCAAGAGUAUAUCUCUGACUCCAAAUAACAGGCUUAUGCGAGCCUCUGCUCUUAUAGAACCACAGUCUUCUCCAAAUGAUAUACUCAAUGACCUGAUUGAUAACUACAAUGCAGAAAGUUUGGUCACUGUUAGCUCAGAGGGCGCGACUUUGUUCGAACGGAUAAAAAGUCAAAUGGAAAGGGUAAGCAACGGUAAAGAUCUGCCGCCAAUUCCGGCCACGAGGCCAGUCCUGCAUAAACUGAAAAUGGAUGUUGUGAACGAAGAGGAUAAUGAUGAUAGUCCUUCAUCUGAGAGCCUACCCUUAGUGACUCCAACUAAAGGUACAGCAACGAUAAUGAGCGGAUUUUCUUACAAUGCAACACCUCCGAUGAAACAGGAAGAGUUCAAAUAUAAUGGUAAGCUGACUUUUCCCCAAGAUUCUGUAAACACUUUCUAUUCAUCUUUGGACCACGACACCGAUACGAAUGAUCACGACGGACAAGAAAGUGCAGGCAACGGCGACGAAUUUCUUUCCAUUGAAAGCGCGGACGAAACAACGGACAUUAACGAGGAAAACAAGGCAUUCAGGAAUGUCAUGCUAAAAACUAAGAAAAGCUUUAAAAGCUUGAAAAAUAAAUCGUUAAGGGCAUGA